UGCAGAUGGCUCAGCUAUAAGGCACAACAGAUAAGCAUUAAAAUAUGAGGCUGAUAUCCUUAGUUUGUUUGCUUUUUCUUCCUGUCGUCCUGUGCAAAAAUGAAUCGUUUGUAGCGAUUAUACUAGGCCUGGAAAGGGACUGUAUCAAUUAUUACUGCCGGUACACGGGUCGACUCAAUGGCCAUUUUUGGCAGCCUUACAAGAUUCUACCCCCGGAAGUGGUGAUCAAACCUUGCGUCACUCUGGAGAUUGAGUAUUGCUUCUUUGAUACUCUUGAUGAGUGCCAUGAGAAGGAAGAAUUUUGGGUACCCAUGUGCCCAAUAUGGUCGUUCUGUCCCAAUUAUGAAUACUGUAACGAUCAAUCAAUGGGGUAUAGAUGCUCAUGCAAGAAAGGUUCACCAUACGCUUUUACCGUAAAUGUGACUCGUAACGGUAAACUGCGUAUAAACUUUUACCGGCUGCUUUUUUUAAGCCAAGCGAUAGGUCAUCCUCGCAUAAUAGUGGCAUCAAGCAACAUCUUUGACCUCCGGACUACCCCAGAUGACUGGGAUCCUAUUGAACUCAAUGGAAAGAAAAAUUUGACCUUUCGGACAACGAAUGGUAACCCUCCACUACGUGCAGGGUCGAUGUGUGUACUCAUGGGAACUGUGUUUGUCACUGGUCUAGCUACACUUUUGUUUUUGUCAAGCUUUAAAGAUCGAUGAAAGCUGUGAGAAUAAUUCGGCAGUCGGAAUUGUACCUUUUUAAAUAUAGUUUGUUCAAUAUUUAUUUACAGCUAAUUGUUAUAAAUGCAUUCACGAUGUUUGUUAUUACUUUUCAAAUUAUUAAAAAAAAUUAUUAACUCAUACAUAUCACAAAUCUCCACUAAAAUUUACUUAAAUCACAGUAUUGAAUUUUUAAACUGUUGACUUAUACUUUGCAAAUUACUAAACCUCAAAUUCUCCGGAUGAUUAAUAUUAUCAAUAAAUAAUGAUAACGCCUAAUGCAACAAUGGUUUUGAUUGAAAUUAAUACUUAUAAAUCAUUCAAUAAUUUCAUAUUGAAUGGGAAUGU
This is a messenger RNA of Physella acuta, 1052 nucleotides long. RefSeq lists its product as uncharacterized. The record is from RefSeq and is a predicted model, not a curated record. Lineage: Eukaryota; Metazoa; Mollusca; Gastropoda; Physidae.